Spodoptera littoralis (African cotton leafworm) is the source of this 1199-nucleotide messenger RNA. NCBI's taxonomy places the organism in Eukaryota, Metazoa, Arthropoda, Insecta, Lepidoptera, Noctuidae. The record is from the annotation of a GenBank genome assembly.
CGCGAGCUUGCCGGCGUUCACGUUGACGUGUAUCAGUAUCGUUCUGUGCGCCGUGGGGGGCGGUCGUGUUGCGCGGGAAAAUUACGACCCUGACGUGUUAGUACGCGACCGUUCAUUAUAUAACCGUGUGCUGUUUGUUUUGUGAGCCAGCCCUAUUUGUGAACAACGGAUGUAUUGAACUUUAUAAAGAAUGCGAACAACCUGUUCCUUAGCCUGAUCAUCAAGCUGAAUGUGCAACCAUGAGCCUCGGACACUAUAGCGGUGUAGUGGCGUCUGUUUCGUGAAAUGUGCGCAAUAUGAGCAGGGGUAGCUGGCUGGCGAUGGUGGCGGUGGUGGUGGUAGCCGGGGCGGUGCGGGGGUGGGACUGUGUGUGUAACCCCCGGGAGUGCGAGGUGCUGGAGCCGAGUGGCUGCCCCGGGAUGGGGAUCGUUGUUUGGGAUCCGUGCAGAUGCUGUAAAGUAUGCGCUAGGACGUUAGGGGAGGACUGCGGCGGUUUCAGUGGGACUUGUGAGCCAGGACUAAAGUGUCUCGAUGGUUCGUGCACGCCAAUCACGUGAACCAACGUGAUUGGCGGAGUGACACACCUGUAAUAUAUGUGUAUAGUGUUGAUAGAAACAAUACAUAUCUCACAACGUAGCAAACGAGAGGACCAUGCGGUACUAGGCGCGCAAUGCAAGCUUCAUAUUGGGUGACAAUAAAUCGCUAAGCUACGUAAGUAAACGAAGAGACAUUACGAACGAACAGUAUUGUUACUACGUCGAUAUGUUGCAUGCAGAUUAUUUCUUUGAACGAACGCAAAUUUCAUUUUAAUGUCCCUGAAGAUGGGCGCGAUAGAACCUACAUCUUUGUGCUCGUUCGUACAUUACAUUUGGUUAUAUGAACGUUUUUAAAUUUUAUAUCUCCAGACGGAAUACUCGUUUGAUAAUGUAGUAACUUUUUGUGUGUUAUUUUUAUUCGAGUUAAACUUUUUGGGCACAUACUUUUUUGUUUGAUUGUGUUUCCAAAGCAUUAUUUAUUAUGUUAGCAUUUGUGACAAUAGUCAUUAUGUUACAACUUUCCCUUUGCUAUGUGACCUCAAAUAAUUUUAGGGCAAAUACGGUAACCUAAUAAAUUAUGUUCAAUAUUCCUACAUAUUACUACUUUCUUAAUCGAGUAUCAAAUAUGGUUUGAAGAAUUUCCAUUUUAAUGAUUGAUGAACC